Mesocricetus auratus (golden hamster) is the source of this 1840-nucleotide messenger RNA. It is a transcript of the gene Calhm5, whose product is annotated as calcium homeostasis modulator family member 5. Gene Ontology annotation, molecular function: monoatomic cation channel activity. Lineage: Eukaryota; Metazoa; Chordata; Mammalia; Rodentia; Cricetidae. The record is from RefSeq and is a predicted model, not a curated record. The coding region runs from base 85 to 1014 and encodes 309 amino acids. The transcript is spliced from 2 exons.
UCCACCCUCCACAGCUACAGCUACAGCCGCAGUAGCUGUGUUGCAACCAAGGCAAACGUUUCUCCCUCUUCGUGUGUCUCCAACAUGGAUGCUUUUCAGAGCAUUUUAAAAUUCUUUCUUAACCAAAGAACUGCUAUUGGCUACAGCUUCAUGGCUUUGCUGACCGUGGGAAGCGAGCGUCUCUUCUCUCUCGUGGCCUUUAAGUGCCCCUGCAGCACUGAGAAUACGGUCUAUGGGCUGGUUUUCCUCUUUGCCCCUGCCUGGGUGUUACUGAUACUUGGAUUCUUUCUGAAUAACAAGGCGUGGAGACUCUUCACCGGCUGCUGUAUAAACCCCAGGAAAAUCUUCCCUAGGAGACGCUGCUGUCGCUUCUUCUACGUCCUGGGCCACAUCACACUGAGCUCAUUGGUGGCUCCAGUGAUGUGGCUCUCUGUGGCUUUGCUUAAUGGGACGUUUUAUGAAUGUGCUAUGAGUGGGACAAGAAGCACCAGGCUUUUGGAGCUGAUUUGCAAGGGCAAGCCCAAAGAGUGCUGGGAAGAGCUGUACAAAGUCUCCUGUGGCAGAAGUAGCAUGGAACCCACGGACAAUGAGGAGGUGAAGCUGUCCCUGCAAGCCCAGUCUCAGAUUCUAGGGUGGUGCCUGAUUUGCUCCGCAUCCUUUUUCUCUCUGCUGACCACUUGCUAUGCACGCUGCAAAUCUAACGUCAGCUAUCUGCAGCUGAGUUUUUGGAAGACGUACGCACAAAGGGAGAGGGAACAGUUGGAAAACAAACUCCUGGAAUGUGCCAACAAGCUGAGUGAGAGGAACCUCAAGUGCUUUUUUGAAAAUAAGAGGCCGGAUCCCUUUCCCAUGCCAUCUUUUGCUGCCUGGGAAGCUGCUUCUGAGCUCCAUGCAUUCCACCAAGACCGUGAACAUUACAGCGCUCUCCACAAGGUGAUAGACGAAGGUCUGGAGCAAACCCCCCAAGAGGAGGAGACAGCAAUGAUCCUUGUGGGCAGUGCCCAGAGCCUGUGAAUCAACCACCAUCGCAGCUGGCUCAGUUGUCCAGUGUUACCCUCAUUCUGAGAGUCUCCUGCUGUCUCCACUACCUGAGCCUCUGGGUGUUCUCACCAUCACGGCCUCUUUAGAAGACCAUCACACAGUGAGCAACUGUUUUAAACCUGCAGUGCAGUGUCCAGAUGUCCCCACACUGAGGCUGAGUGAGGAAAGACACUCUGAGUUGGCGGAGGCUUGGGCCCAGGAGGUCCAACAGUUGCUUAUUCUAAGCUCUAGGGUUUUAUGACUCAGUGCCCAGACUCUGGCAGGCGUCUGCCACUUUCUGCAAGUAUCUGCUGUGGUAUUGGGGGAGGGACCUGUGCACAGUGACAUCUGCAGAGUGGCCAGCAAGAACCCGUUCACAAAUGUAUCCAACACCUUUCAAGAUGGAAGGAAUUCUAACAUUUGACAUUCCUUUACUCGGAAGAGCUCCAUUCUCAAAAAGUGCCAACUGAAAGAACAUCAUGUCUAGAAACCAGGGGUUCUCAUAUCUCUCCCAGAUCCUGAAGGUCUGUCUCUGAGGGCAGGGCUGCCUCAUGACUGCUGUACGCUGAAGGUGCUCAUGCCUUCACAGGCCAACUUCUAUAUUCUAAAGGACAAUCCUGUAAGACCCACAUACAAGCCUUCAUUGAUAAAAAGACAACCACAUUAAUAUUGUAUGUUAAAACACAUUUCUCAACUAAAAAUUCCAUUUUUUUUGUUUUAAAAAAGAAAAUCCUGAUGAGCCAAGGGGUUAAGACAGGGCUGGUUUAACCCACAGAAACAGUUGACCUGAACAAGGGGGAGCUCUUGGAUCCCAGAUUGA